Messenger RNA from Trichechus manatus latirostris (Florida manatee), 2317 nucleotides. RefSeq names its product melanoma inhibitory activity protein 2. The record is from RefSeq and is a predicted model, not a curated record. Gene Ontology annotation, cellular component: endoplasmic reticulum membrane; endoplasmic reticulum exit site. Gene Ontology annotation, biological process: vesicle cargo loading; protein secretion; endoplasmic reticulum to Golgi vesicle-mediated transport. NCBI's taxonomy places the organism in Eukaryota, Metazoa, Chordata, Mammalia, Sirenia, Trichechidae. The transcript has 5 exons. Gene Ontology annotation, molecular function: protein binding. The coding region runs from base 491 to 2089 and encodes 532 amino acids.
CUAUUUUGUGGAACAUUUUCUCAGAUAACAAACAUAAUAUAUAUCUACACACAUAUACAUGCAUAUAUGUGUGUGUAUAAAGUGUCUGAGAAAAUGUUCCCCAGAAUAGUAAUUUAAAAUUUAAAAGUAAACACAAUUUAACAAAAAUCACUCUUUGCUGUUUUCACUCAGUCUGUCAAUUAACUCUUUCAUAACAAUAACUAUAUAGCUAACAUUUUUAAUAACUGAAGAGUUUCUCAUUGUAUGGUGUAGUGUAAUGAUUUUCUCUGAUGUAGAGUGAUGAUAGUCCUUGAUUCGUUUUUUCCUUUUAGUAGUAAGUGGGAGGAGGGAGAAGGACGUACCGACCCAUACAGCAACUACAUUUCCCAUUGUCCCUUUCAGCUAGGCGUGGCCAGCAUGUGCUGUGAGUGGCCGUUAUGAGAGCAACUUCCGGUUACGUUCUACCUGUCCUGUUUCGCCUUUACGGUGAUCUGUAACGUGGUUAUAGUGCAUGGCGAAUCUUGGAGUUCACAGAAUCCUUCUUUUGGUUAUUUAUUUGACAAAGAGUCUGGAGAGUACAAAACUGUUGGCAGACCUUAAAAAAUGUGGCGACUUGGAAUGUGAAACUUUAAUGAGCAGAGCCUUAGCCAUGAGAGAUUACAGAGGACCUGACUGCCGAUACCUGAACUUCACUAAAGGAGAAGAGAUAUCUGUUUAUGUUAAGCUCGCAGGAGAAAGGGAAGAUUUGUGGGCAGGAAGUAUAGGAAAGGACUUUGGAUAUUUUCCCAGAGAUGCAGUCCAGAUUGAAGAGGUGUUCAUAUCUGAGGAAGUUCAAUUAUCAACUAAAGAAUCUGACUUUCUUUGUCUUCUUGGAGUAAGCUAUAUAUUUGAAACUGAAGAUACUGAGUUAAACAGUGAUAAUGAUGAAACUAUAUAUCCAUAUGAAGAAGAUAAAGACCAAAACUCUAGUGUGUAUGAAAGUGAUUUUCAGAUAGAAUCUGGAUUUUAUUCAACUUCUGAAAGCACUUUGUUAGAAGACCAAUUUCUAGCAGUAGAGGCUUCAGAUGAUAUCAGAAGUACAAUUGAAUCAAAAGACUGGGAAGAAGUAGAAGCUGGAAGUGUGGAAAAGGAUAUUGUCAAAGAAGAAGCCCAAGAUCAAAUUCCAGAAGUAGAUGAUGUCCCACCAUCCUCAGCUGUGCCUGAAGUGAGGGGGUGGUUUGGACUGAGAAGGGAACAAGCCGAAGGGAAGGCUUUUGAAUCAGUUGUUGAACCUCUGCAAGAAAGCUCAUUUCGAAGUAGAAAAUUAGCAGUGGUAGAUGAGAAUGACGUAGAGGAAUUAAAUAAUGAUGAGCCUCAAAUAGAACAUAAACAAGAACCUGAAUCAGAAUUUGAUUCAGUGCCAAAGAAACAUUCUGAACUAGCGUCUGAGUCUGGGCACAUUCUCAAAUCUCAAGCCACUGGUUGGUUUGGUGGUGGAUUUAUAAGUUUCUUCGGUUUUGGAGGUGAGGAUACAGGACUUGAAUUAUUGUCCACAGAAAGCAAUCAACCACUACAAGAUGUUCCCAAUCCCAUAUCAUCUGAUGAAGAACCUAUAGUUCCAUGUACAGAAAAGUUAGUAGAAAAAGAAGACCCAAUUAUUAAUGAUAGCUCAGUUCUCAAGUCAAGUUGGUUUGAUUUUGGUUUUGGUAUACUAGGCUUUGCAUAUGUCGAUGAAGAUAAAAUUAUAUCAGAUGACAGAAAAAAUGAAGAAGGAGGUGGAGGCAAUAAAUAUGAGCAUCCUCCAGCAAGUGAAUUUGGCACUCAUAAGGAACAAGAAACAGAAAUAAUAAAAAUUAUGGAAACCAAAGAUCAAAUAGACAAGAAAAGAGUCUUAGAGAAAACAGAUGAUUCUGAUACCUUAACAUAUUUUAAAAAAUUCUUAUAUAGUGUUGACAAUCCUUGGAACUUCCAGAACAUUCCAAAGGAAACAGAAUUGUCAUUUCCCAAACAGAUAUUGGAUGAAGAUACUAUAAUUGAAAAUGAUGAAACAGAACAAUUUUCAGUUGAAAAUUAUCCCACAGAUAAUGUGAAAGUGAUGAUGUCUAAAAGCAGAUACAGUCAGUCAGGUUAGUAUGAAAAUAUCUAUUGUGUAGUUUAUUUUUUUUAACACUAUUUACUUGUAAAAGUACAAAUCUGAUGAAAGAGGUGAGGAAUCCAUGUUUCUCAAAAUACUUAAAAAUCAACAACAACCUUUUCAACCAGCCUUUUUAUCAAUUUCUGUUUUACUCUAGGACUUAGAUUUUAAUAUAAUAAAAUAAAAUCCUAAGGGGAAAAGAAAGAUUAGAAAUUUGUUGAUGUU